Molecule: messenger RNA, 1716 nt
Organism: Colletotrichum orchidophilum
Lineage: Eukaryota; Fungi; Ascomycota; Sordariomycetes; Glomerellales; Glomerellaceae
Product: DEAD/DEAH box helicase
Exons: 1
Coding region: 1-1716 (571 amino acids)
Molecular function (GO): nucleic acid binding; ATP binding
Source: RefSeq, a predicted model, not a curated record
AUGGUCCUCUCAGACGAUGUUGCACGACCCCGAAACCGAGACGCGAGGCCACCGCGACGACAAGUUGAAGGGCCUUUUGGUGGCAUGAAUCAGAAAUUUGCGAGAGUUCCGGAAGGCCCAAGGCGCACGGCACGUCCACCCAACGCGAGGGAUGCGAGGGAUUCGAGGUACUCGAGAGGCUCUUCAACCAAGUUCGGCAAAGGCGAUUCCCAGACCUCAUCCGACCCGAGAAAGGCUUUGAAGAUGCAGCGGUCUCUGGCAGGGGUCUCAUACGGAAAGAGAAACGUUCUUAAGGAUAAGAUGCAAGAAUACGAAUCGUUCGACCAAUUCAACCUCCUUCCCCUUAUCAAGGAUGGCAUCAAGGACGACCUGCUACGAGGAAUGGUGGACAUCAAGCCAACGCCCGUCCAGAGACUUGCGAUCCCGGCCAUGUUGGGCCAGUCUAGCGCAUUCAAGGUCAGGGGCGAGAAGAGGCAGGACUUCCUCCUUGCAGCCGAGACGGGUUCCGGCAAGACGCUGGCGUACAUGCUGCCGGCUGUCAACGCCAUGAAGAUCGCCGAGCAAGCCAACCCUGAGAUCCGGUCCUUCAUGAAGCGUUUCAAGGAGGAGAGGGCCAGAGAGGAGAAGGCCAGAGAAAAGUCAUCCAAGUCGAAGAAGAUGUCUACCUUCGACGAGCCACACCCAACCAUGGCUAGACCUCGCAUAAUCGUCCUGGUCCCUUCGGCAGAGCUCGUCGACCAGGUUGGAAAGGUGGCAAAAACGCUAUCGCACGCUGUCAAGUUCAAGUCGGAGAAGCUCUCGGCCAGCCUCAAUGCGCUGACGAUCCAGCGCAACUUGUACUCGCCUCGUGGCGUCGACAUGGUGAUUACGACGCCUCACCUGCUGGCGUCGAUUGCCGACUCCGACCCCAACAUCCUCUCCCAGGUCACCCAUCUCAUCGUUGACGAGGCGGACUCGCUCUUUGACCGAAGCUUUGCCCCAGUUACCACGACCAUCAUCGACAGGGCGAUGCCGUCGUUGAAACAAUUCAUCCUCUGCUCAGCAACAAUCCCCAAGAGACUGGACAACUACCUCGCAAAUAACUUCCCCGACAUGACGCGAAUUACAACGCCGAACCUUCAUGCUAUCCCCAGAAGGGUUCAACUCGGUGUAAUCGAUGUUGUCAAGGACCCUUACCGUAACAACAAAAAUCUGGCCUGCGCCGAUGCCAUCUACACUAUCGGCCGAGAAGCUUCCAAGCAUGAAGGUCCCAUUCAAGGUGAAAUCGACGUCCGCCGAAUCAUGGUGUUUGUCAACGAGCGCGAGAAAACAACGGAGGUUGCAGAGUAUCUUCAGUCCAAGGGCAUCGAUGCCAUUGCUUUGAACCGAGACGCAGCCGAAAGUCGCCAGUCCGAGAUGCUGAACGCAUUCACUUCACCAGAGCCCUUGCGCUCUGUGUCAUCGCCAGAGACCCCUGUAUUAGGCAAGCGAUCGCUGCCCAAUACCAAGGUCAUUGUUGCCACCGACUUGGCUUCCAGAGGUAUUGAUACGUUGGCUGUCCGCCACGUUAUUCUUUACGAUGUCCCACACACCACAAUUGACUUCAUCCACCGUCUGGGAAGAGCUGGUCGCAUGGGGCGACGUGGAAGAGGUAUUGUGCUCGUUGGCAAGGAUGACAAGAAGGAUGUCGUUGCCGAAGUCAAGGAGAGCAUGUUCAUGGGUCAAGCGCUCAUUUAG